UGUUUUCAAUAACUGAAAUCUAUUUGUUGCAAAAAUACAGUUGUGUUGAACUAAUCAUGUUUUGUUUUCAAAACAAUAUAGAAUAAUUGUUGAUUUUACUAGUAUGAUGAACAAAUAAGUAUAUUUUUGAAACAACAAUUAUACACUUUGUUCUGAAUAUAAAGUUUGUUUAUUUCAAUCAAUAACAUUGUAGAUUCGAAUAAUUUUAUUUUUCAGUGUGUAAAAGAAAAACGGAACAGUAAGUGCACCGCCAGCAUCGCCAUUUUGUUUACUGUCGUAAAACGUUUUCAUUAUCACUGCAAAAUGUCCGGGUCGGAUAAUUCACUUAUCGAGGAAUUAGAUGUUGAGAAAAUUUCUGUUGAGGAAGUGCGUCUUAUUGAAUUGCUCAAUAGCUUCGGACUAUCUGAGUCUAUUAUUGAAAGUUUUCUCGUCAAUGGCUACACUACUGAAACGCUCAAGAUAAUUCAGCGCAAGGAGAUUGAAGAAUUGAUUCCUCCUCCAUCCCUCGCAGAAAGAACCAAGUUUAUACAUCAUUUGGAUGCCUGGAGAGUAGCUCAGGGACUACCAAAAGUUGCCGAAUUGUCAACAGAAAGCGUUUCAUCCGCUAUACAAAGCACCAGUUCCGGUUCUACAACAAAGUCAUCCGGGAAAAAUCUGAUCACCCGUGAUUCGUGCACAGCCGCUUUUUUAUUGAACAACUCAUCGAAAGGACAAUCGAUUAUUGAGAACUAUAAAAAAGUUCAAUUUCUUUCCCGGUCUGAUAAAAAAAGCAUCACGCAUAUCGUCAUCGACGAGUUCAAGAACAGAUUCUCGAAACUGACAUCGUUAGAGUUGAUGGAAAAGGCCAAGGAGCUGAAACACAUUUUUCCGGGUGAGCCACAGGAAACAUGGUAUCAACCAACAUUCGUGACAGACAGCUCGGGAAGGAGGAAACGCAUUAACAAACAAGCAAAAGGUCGCUUGUAUGACAGGAACGUCAACUACAAGGAGGUGGACCAUCACAUUUCUCAGCAAGUAAUAGGUACAUCUGAACCUUCCACCGAAAAGGAUUCGGACGCUUCCAGUACAAACGUUGCAGAAUACCAGCAGGUGAAGGCUUGGCUUGUCCACAACCAAGACGAAUGGGAGGAGCUGAAAGCAAAGUGGAAACGAUCCAGCCCCUGGCGGCUAUUGGAAGUUGCUAAGAUCAACGGUCGCACAUGUUCUUCUAUCCUUGCUGAGUAUCCGACACUACGAAAUCACCGAGGAUAUCAACUUGUUCAAAUCGAUUUUGCACAGAAGUUUUCGGGAAAAGAUGAUGUUCUAUUCGAACGCUGGAUAGGAUUUUCCAAAGUCGUGGAACAAAUUUUGCAACUUGAAGUGGCAGACGUCAAUGGGAGAGCGCUCCUCGCAUGCUUGGAUGCGGGUGAAGUUACCGAGGAUGCUCGGAACUAUGUGAUUGUUGCUCUUCUCGCCCACAUACUGCCUCGUGCACACAUUAAGUGUCCGGGUAAGAAACGGUGGAAGCCCUCCAACAGUGAAGCGCAGGAAGGUGUAGUGCUCCAUGUGCAGCAGCUAUCCGACCUAGAAUCAACUCUUGCUCGUCUGUUCAAAGGAUUUCGUGACAGAGGAAUUUCUUCUGCUCCUUUCAUCGUCAUUCACGGUGAAGAUUGGAAGAACCCGACCAGUUUCACUGUCUGGAAUAAUGUGGUGUCUUACAAGCUGCCAAGUUUUCUGAAAGCUUUGGACAUAUGCAUCAAGAUCUACAAGACUUACAGUAUCGAUUAUCCACCGCAGUCAGCUAUCAUUUGGAAGCUGCUGUCCACGUACUUAUUUGAAAUCGACGAAUCUGAGCAGAACCCUACUGUUGAAUCUUUGUGCUCAACAAUACGCCAAAAAUUAUCAUCAGAAUGAUUCGCUGCAUCGUUAAUAAAUGUUUUUGGAAAGCAACCUCGAUCAACAGCUUGUACGAACAUUU
This is a messenger RNA of Armigeres subalbatus, 1957 nucleotides long. RefSeq lists its product as uncharacterized. The record is from RefSeq and is a predicted model, not a curated record. Bases 304 to 1893 code for a protein of 529 amino acids. NCBI's taxonomy places the organism in Eukaryota, Metazoa, Arthropoda, Insecta, Diptera, Culicidae. The transcript has 6 exons.